AUGUCUCAGGCAACAACACGACAAACCCGUCCCAAGGUUGUAGAACCUAACAAGAAGUUGUUGGUCGUAUAUUCUUUAGAUCAACUUCAACAAGCUUUGGAAGAAUAUAUAGAUCGCACAGAGCUAGGUGAAAUUGAGAGUAUAAUUGAAGCAGAAAGACAGAAAUUACAAGAAAUUACUACAAAUAUCAAGUCUAAAGAAAAGGCAAGUGUAAAUCAAGUGAAUAGCAAGAACCAAACUGCAGUAACCUCAAUUUUGGUUCCUCCAGUUGAAGUGUGCCCACUAAAUGUACCCAAGCUAACAAAGUUCCAAAGACCUGAUCACUAUAUUAAGUUUCCAGUACAUAAGGAUUUCGUAUCUGGUAUCCGUCUGGAAGAUAAUACAAUUGUUCAUUAUGAUAUGACACGUGAAGAUGAGGAAUUCUUGGAAUCUUUACAAAGGUCUGUAAAAAACAUUACAGAAAUUGAUUUUAUAAAAAUUAUUGACUGCUUAGAGAAGACAACUAAUAGAGGUCCAGAAAUUAGUUUUGAUGAAGCUCUACGUGUUAUUAGAGACAGAAAUAUUGGGAUUAGAAGUCCUGUAGCCCUAAUUGUAUAUAAUUACUGGCGUCUAAGACGCCAAAAACUCGGGAAGCCACUACUGCGACAUUUAUGGCCUAUAACAUCUCCACAUGAUACAUCACCUUAUGCCUGUUUUCGUCCAAGGAUUCGUGAGAAGAUGACUCUUAGAAGACCUAGAAGGAACAGUAGAGAGAUGCUUGAUAAGGUUGAGAAGCUAUUAGAUGACUUCAGGAAAGUUGAGAAGAGUUUCAGAAAAUUACGACAAAGGGACGAGAAGAAACUUUUGUUAGCUGAAUUAGCUGUAUGUAUAUUUGAUCAAAGACGUCAUGAAAUUUCGGAUCCAUUUUAUAGGUGUCCAACAUGGGACAAACUAAAAGAUUUCAAGAUAUACAAACGUUCACACAAAAAAGAAGUUAAAUAUCCGAAUUUGAUGUUGGCUAGUGUAUCAAAUUAUGGAUGGAACCCUUCUCAAACCUAUAGACAGCUUAUAUAUGAUUGUAACAAUCUAGAGCAACUAUUAACGUAUUUCUGGCCUGAUGAAACUACAUUAUUAUCAUUCUAUUACUUCGGAACCUUGAAUUUAUGGCCAGUAUUGCCAAAUACAGCAUCUAAUGUAAAUACAAGUAAUAUAUCUACCAAUUCACCAAUGAAUAAUAGUAGUAAUAAUAAACGUAUAAGCUCGGCACUAAACCGCUUUGCACUUCCUAGUUACAUCUUAUCUACUUACAAAGCUGGUGUAGAUAUAUCAAAUAUUGAGGCUAUUAAGAACUUUAGAAGUCCCUGUAAGCCUCAUAGGUUAAUUAAACGUCGUGGAAGAGGUGGCAGGAUAUGGUUUGAUAGACGAAUGGCAUACAGUAAAUAUGAACCUUUAUUCACCCAUCCUCAGUAUUUAGAUUUUGGUGUUAAUUGUGGUUAUAAUAAUCAGUUUGCUAUCCAUGCCUAUUAUAGAAAAACAAGAAUAUUAUGUGAUUUAAUUGAUAAGUUGUGUACUGAUGGAUUAUUUGAUGCAUAUGGAAAUGAUGCUCAGACAAGUGGUGCAGUAGGAUCGACGACAGGUUCAGGAUUAAUAACUGGGAUAGGAACAAUGGGGACAAAUUCUGGAGAAACUUCCUACCAAGUUACAAACUUUACAAAUACUCCUUCUGGCAGAUCUAAGCAUAAAGGUAGUUCUAGUCACAUUUACUAG
Cryptosporidium muris RN66 is the source of this 1746-nucleotide messenger RNA. RefSeq lists its product as uncharacterized. Bases 1 to 1746 code for a protein of 581 amino acids. Gene Ontology annotation, cellular component: piccolo histone acetyltransferase complex. Gene Ontology annotation, biological process: regulation of transcription by RNA polymerase II. The transcript has a single exon. The record is from RefSeq and is a predicted model, not a curated record. Lineage: Eukaryota; Apicomplexa; Conoidasida; Eucoccidiorida; Cryptosporidiidae.